Messenger RNA from Rattus norvegicus (Norway rat), 4090 nucleotides. It is a transcript of the gene Spin4, whose product is annotated as spindlin family, member 4. The transcript has a single exon. Gene Ontology annotation, biological process: chromatin organization; gamete generation. Bases 488 to 1237 code for a protein of 249 amino acids. NCBI's taxonomy places the organism in Eukaryota, Metazoa, Chordata, Mammalia, Rodentia, Muridae. The record is from RefSeq and is marked inferred.
AAGCUGACAAGCGCUGCCAAGAGCAGGCCGCGCAAAGCGCAAACUGCUGGAAGACGUGCUACUGCCUGCACUUUCGUUGCCGCCAACAUCCCUGUUAUCUCCGGUCCACGUUAACUGUCGACUUCUUCUCUGGUGCCGUUCUGCGACCGCAGCAGCGUUGACAACAGCUAAGUGGCGGAUUCUGGCUGGGACGUGGGCUUGGGAGUCCGGGAAGGCGCCAGGGGCGGACAGAACGAACCCGGGAGCCCGCCAUCUCUCUCUAGCCAUCACUAUUGCAGUCACCCCUCCCUGAAGGAGGAGAAAAGCACUAGUGAGAGGCACUCUCUGUCUCAGUUCCCAGUCAGUUAGCUCGCUUCUGACAAAAUCUGAAAAGAGGACUGAUACAGUCUCUCAGAUCGUGAAAAAUAUCUGCCAUUGAACACUGCUGACUGUUAGUCAGCUUGUUAAGCGAAGGGCAGCUUUACUUCGGCCACAGAAGAUCUGAGCCAUGUCUCCUCCGACCGUGCCUCCUACUGGGGUAGAUGGUGUGUCCGCGUACCUGAUGAAGAAAAGGCACACUCACAAGAAGCAGCGCCGUAAGCCCACUUUCCUCACUCAUAGGAACAUCGUGGGCUGCCGCAUUCAACACGGCUGGAAAGAAGGCAAUGAGCCAGUGGAGCAGUGGAAGGGAACUGUGCUCGAGCAGGUUUCCGUGAAGCCCACUCUGUAUAUCAUCAAAUAUGACGGCAAAGACAGUGUGUACGGACUAGAACUGCACAGAGAUAAGAGAGUUUUAGCGCUGGAAAUUCUUCCUGAGAGAGUUCCUUCUCCGCGCAUCGACUCUCGCCUGGCUGAUUCCCUGGUUGGGAAGGCAGUGGGGCAUGUGUUCGAAGGUGAGCAUGGAAAGAAAGAUGAGUGGAAGGGGAUGGUGCUGGCGCGAGCCCCCAUAAUGGAUACUUGGUUUUACAUCACCUACGAGAAAGAUCCGGUCCUCUAUAUGUACACCCUGCUGGACGACUACAAAGAUGGUGACCUGCGUAUCAUUCCAGAUUCCAACUACUACUUCCCUACAGCAGAACAGGAGCCUGGAGAGGUGCUCGACAGUCUCGUGGGCAAGCAGGUGGAACACGCCAAAGACGACGGAUCCAAGAGAACUGGAAUUUUUAUUCAUCAGGUGGUAGCCAAGCCAUCUGUCUACUUCAUCAAGUUUGAUGAUGAUAUUCACAUUUAUGUCUAUGGCUUGGUGAAAACCCCCUAAAUUUAUAGACCUCUUUAGAGGUAAAAUAUUUUAUGUUCUCAAAAUUAGGUUUUUCUGGGGACAAUUUCUAGGUCAAAAGUUCCGGACAGUGGCUAAAUCGUAUUGUGCCUCCAUAUCUUAUAUUGACUAUUUCCCAGUUCUGACUCAAGCAUAUGUUGGUACUUUGGUUCUUUAUUUGUUUUGUAAUUGAAAAUUUAAAGUGGUUGCUAAGAGGGGGAAAAAGUGUUUGGAUUCACCGAAACGACUCAAAAGAAGAUAAACUCUGCAACGUGUCUUCUGCUCCCCUCCCCCCUUUUAAUUCUUCCAGUUAAUUAGUUUGAGAAUUUGGCAUUUUUCUUAGGAUGUUUUUCCUGCUCUCUAGCAGAAACUUUGAUGUAGUUUUUGCAGAACUGACCUACCAGAUGAUACAGUUUUUGAUAAAUGGCACAGUCAGUCUCUGUCCUUCACUCUCACGCUUCCUCUCACCACUGUUCACAGUAAACAUAGAUGUGCCGAAAAGUAUCCAUUCUGGUGUUGGCGGUCAUUUAUUUCCCUUUUUACUCAUAAUGAUGUUUUAUUGUAUUAAGGUGCUCUCAUUUCUGUAGAAGUGUUAUGUAGGCAUAGACUAGUUUUAAGAAAUAUUGCAAGGUUGCCAUCCACUGGUCUUUAAUGUUGACAGAAAGUUCCAUGAUUUUCCUGAUUACAUUCUUUUUGAUGUUUACCUGACUCAGUGAGAUUUUUUUCUCUUUUUUGAUUUGCUAAUUCCUAUCCUUUGUUCUUUUAUAUAUUCAGUUGAUAUUUUCCAUGUAAACUUGUAGGAAUCUCUAGUACGAAAGUGCAUUUAAACUUUUUUAUUUCAUGUGUUAAUGAAUUUUACAUUGUUUUUAAUCUUGACUUUAUUGUUCACUUUACAACUUUAAAAACCUUAAUUUUAUAAUUUUUAAACAUCUAUGUCUUUUUAUAAAGUUUUAGUUUCUUUUCUUUUUCAGGCAGGUGUCCCUAACCUCAAUCAAACCAAUAUUCACUUUGUUUUUCUCUUAUAAUCUUAAUUAUAUUUAAAUUUUCUAUCUACCUGAAAUUCAAUUUUGCAUACUAAUGCAUAGAGAUUCAAUUCUAAAUAUUUUUGCAUUAAAUAUUCUACUGUAGAAAUGACUUUUUUUUUAAAAAUCACUAUUUUUCAAAUUUCAGAGUGAAAGUUAAUUUUAAACCUAGUACCAGACCAUAAGUUUCAGAAACUGGAAUAACAAAUUCCCUUUUAAUAGUUAUUUUUUCUUUCUUAUUAUAAUUUAUCCUCAACACUCAUCCUUUCAAGAGAAAAACCAAUGCAUUUUAUUGAUAUUUUGAAAGGGUCUGAUACCUAUCAGAAUUGCAUCAAUUUUCUGUAUUCUUAUAUACAAGAAUAAAAUUAGUGAGAUUUGGUAGAUCAUUGAAAUAUUUUUAUCUUGUUUUCAAACCAUUCUUCAUAUAGAUCAUUCAUAUCGAAUGGAAUUUAUUUUUGCAGUCAUCAAAUUUUGUACUAAGUUGAAUAUUUUCCUUCUUAUAUGUAACUUUUUAUUUUUAUCAAUAGAGGAAAUUUACAGAUUUUAUAUUUUUAUCUUUUAUCCAAUGAUUUAUUUAAUCCUAUAUGUUACAUUGGAUUUUAAAUUAGAAACUUUUGGAUUUUCUUGAUAUAUACAAUCAUUUUGUUUGUAAAUACAGAUAAUUUUAUUUCUUCUAAUGCUUAUACUUACUAGUAUAGCAUUAGCUGGAUUUUCCAGAGCAGUGUUAUGUGAUGAUGAUGGCAGGCAUGCUUGUCCUAUCUCUAAUUUUGAUGAGAAUGACUUUAUUGUUUCAUGUGUGACUUUAUCGUUGAUUGUUAGUAAGUAGUCAUAGUUUAGAAAGUUCUUCUGUUCCUGUUUUUAUAUAGUAUUACUAUAAGAAAUGUCUCCUUGAUUUUAUCAAUGUCUUUUCAAUAUCCAUUAUCAAACGUAUAUAGUUUUUCUUUUAAUUUGUUGAUGUAUGAUUUAUAAGAAAGCUAGAUAUAUAGUAUUAAGCCAAACCUGUAUUUCUGGAAUAAAUCCUACUUGGUUACAGUAAAAUAGACAUUAUUUUGCUGUAUUUUAUUGACCAAUAAUGCAUUCAUAAUUGGAUUUGCAUUCCAAAGGAAAAUUACAGUUUUAGAUUACUCUUUGUAUUUUUAAUUGAAUUAACAAACAACAGGUUGUCAUUUUUUCAUAAGCUCUCUCUAUAAAGCUUUGUUAUUAAAAUUCUACUAGCUUAAAGAAAUGACUGAGUGAAAUAGCAUUAGAAAUAUUUUUUUUAAAUUAGCUGGGAAUAAGCUAUAAAACAUUCUAAUCCUGGGAAUGAAUUUUAUUACGUAUCUUCAAUGCAUUUCCUGAUUUUUCCCAGUGGUAAUUGGCUUUUUCAGACUGUUUGUUAAUACAGAAUAUAUAUUUUUUCUGUCAUUUACAGAAUAUAUAUUCUCUUUCAAUUACAUACUAAGUUGAAAGUUGCUUAUUUUAUAAAGUUUGCUGAUUAUUUUUAUGUGCUUUAUGUCAUUAUGUAUUUGCCCAGUUCAGAAAAUGUAAUAAAAUCAUCAGCUAUAACGACAGCAUAAUUAUCUUUUUAUUCUUUUACUAGAAAAAUAAGGCAGAAUAUAAAAAAUUAUCAAAGAUGUGAAAAACAUUUGUUUACCUCCACUCCAAAUUAGAAAAUAUCUAUACUUUGACAUGUUUGCUUUGUGCAGAUUUAUAUUUCAAUGAUCAGUGUUAAUGUCUAAUAAAUUCAUUUGCAACUACCAUACCACCUCUUCUGCAGAGGCAAACACUGUCAUGAAUUUGGUGCUGAUGUUUUAUAUAUUUACUAAAAAUAAAUUAUAUACAAAUAAAACUAUAA